Oryza brachyantha (malo sina) is the source of this 1294-nucleotide messenger RNA. RefSeq names its product guanine nucleotide-binding protein subunit beta-like protein B. The transcript has 2 exons. The record is from RefSeq and is a predicted model, not a curated record. The coding region runs from base 70 to 1080 and encodes 336 amino acids. Gene Ontology annotation, molecular function: translation regulator activity; ribosome binding; protein kinase C binding. Gene Ontology annotation, cellular component: nucleus; cytosol. Gene Ontology annotation, biological process: positive regulation of protein phosphorylation; rescue of stalled cytosolic ribosome. Lineage: Eukaryota; Viridiplantae; Streptophyta; Magnoliopsida; Poales; Poaceae.
CUUCCUCCUCUCCUGCGCCGCCGCCGCCGCUGCCCGCCGAGACCCCGCGAAACCCCCGCCGCGGCGAAAAUGGCCGGCCAGGAGUCGCUCACCCUGGCGGGCGUCUUGCGCGGCCACAACGACGUGGUGACCGCGAUCGCCGCGCCGAUCGACAACUCGCCCUUCGUCGUCUCCUCCUCCCGUGACAAGUCGCUGAUGGUGUGGGACAUCUCCAACCCGGCCCCCGCCGUCGCCACCGACCCCGACUCGGCGCCGCCGGAGUACGGCGUCCCGUUCCGCCGCCUCACCGGCCACUCCCACUUCGUCCAGGACGUCGUCCUCAGCUCCGACGGCCAGUUCGCGCUCUCCGGCUCCUGGGACGGCGAGCUCCGCCUCUGGGACCUCUCCACCGGCCGCACCACCCGCCGCUUCGUCGGCCACGCCAAGGACGUCCUCUCCGUCGCCUUCUCCGUCGAUAACCGCCAGAUCGUCUCCGCGUCUCGUGACAACACAAUCAAGCUCUGGAACACCCUCGGCGAGUGCAAGUAUACCAUCGGCGGGGACCUUGGCGCCGGCGAUGGUCACAGCGGGUGGGUCUCCUGCGUCAGGUUCUCCCCCAACCCCUUGAUGCCCACCAUCGUCUCUGGCUCGUGGGAUCGCAGCGUGAAGGUCUGGAACCUCACAAACUGCAAGCUGCGCACCAAGCUCGAAGGACAUGGCGGCUAUGUCAACGCGGUGGCCGUGAGCCCAGACGGCUCCCUGUGUGCCUCCGGCGGGAAGGACGGAGUCACCCUGCUUUGGGACCUGACUGAAGGCAAGAUGCUGUACAAGCUGGAGGCCGGCGCCAUCAUCCACUCUCUCUGCUUCUCGCCCAACCGCUACUGGCUCUGCGCCGCGACAGAGGACUCCGUCAAGAUCUGGGACCUCGAGUCCAAGCUCGUCAUGCAGGACCUCAAGCCAGAAGUGCAGGCCUUCAAGAGCCAGAUGCUGCACUGCACAAGCUUGAGCUGGAGCGCGGAUGGCAGCACCCUCUACACUGGCUACACUGAUGGAACUAUCAGGGUCUGGAAGGUCUCAGGGUUCGGCGGCUAUGCAAUCUAGAUGAAUUUAUUGGAAGGCUUAGGAAUCUUUGUUAAUUUAAACAUCGUGAUGCCGAUCCAGUUUUUGAUAGUCUGAGGCAGAUUGUCUGCCUGGUACUUUCUGCAUGAUUUACCUUUAUCAUUAGAUAUGCUAAUGGGCUUACCAGUACUAUGGAAGAGGAUUCUUCAUGCGGUGCUCAUGUUUUUGUUUUGGCUACUAGUUAAAGUUAUUACUU